Molecule: messenger RNA, 1588 nt
Organism: Uranotaenia lowii
Lineage: Eukaryota; Metazoa; Arthropoda; Insecta; Diptera; Culicidae
Product: tubulin alpha-8 chain-like
Exons: 2
Coding region: 108-1448 (446 amino acids)
Biological process (GO): microtubule cytoskeleton organization; mitotic cell cycle
Cellular component (GO): cytoplasm; microtubule
Molecular function (GO): GTP binding; structural constituent of cytoskeleton
Source: RefSeq, a predicted model, not a curated record
AAAAUAUCUUCUGCGGUAGUAGAGAACAAUAGAGUAGGUCGGUUAAGUUCGGUUUGCACGAAGAGUUUUUAAUUUGAUCUGGUGCGUUUAAAAAAAAAUCAUUGAUAAUGCGAGAAGUGAUUUCCAUACACAUCGGACAGGCCGGGUGCCAAAUUGGAGAGUCAUGCUGGCCUCUGUUCUGUCUAGAACAUGGCGUCCUUGCUGAUGGUAAACUGGAUGCCAACCAGAAUAUAGACGAAAAUAUGACCACGUUUUUUCACAACACGCAAUCGGGUCGAGUUGUGCCACGAAACAUGUUUAUCGAUUUGGAAAAUUCCGUCAUCAAUGGGAUAAAAGCAGGGCCCUAUAAACAUUUGUACCAUCCGCAGCAUAUGAUCACGGGUAAGGAAGAUGCAGCCAAUAACUAUGCUCGAGGUCAUUACACGGUUGGUCGUCAGAUCAUCGAGCAAGUAUCGAACGCGAUUCGCAAACAGUCGGAACAGUGCGAUGGGCUACAGGGCUUCUUGGUGUUUCGAUCCUUUGGCGGAGGCACUGGUUCUGGCUUUACGUCGUUGUUGAUGCAAAAAAUAGCUAUGGACUAUGGGAAAAAGUGUAAACUCGAAUUUGCGAUCUAUCCGGCACCCAGAAUCUCGACCGCGGUAGUGGAACCGUAUAACAGUGUUCUAACAACACAUACCACGAUGGACAGUUCCGAUUGCUGUUUCAUGAUCGACAACGAGGCUACCUACGAUAUCUGCACUAAAAACCUUCAAAUUGGAAGGCCUGACUAUGGUCACCUGAACACUCUCGUGGCACAAGUAGUAUCAUCGGUUACCGCCUCGCUACGUUUCAAAGGUACGAUGAACGUAGAUUUGAACGAGUUUCAAACCAAUUUGGUGCCCUAUCCGCGAGUCCACUUCCCCCUAGUUGCAUACGCCCCUCUUCUGUCGGCGAGCAAGGCACGGCAUGAAUUCUCUUCCGUGUCCGAAAUCACCCAUGCCGCUUUUAGCCAGGAAAACACCUUAGUCAAAUGCGAUCCGAGAACGGGAAAAUACAUGGCCUGUUGUCUGCUUUAUCGGGGUGAUGUCGUUCCGAAAGACAUCAACAGCGCCAUAGCGGCCAUCAAAGCCAAACGGCACAUCUCUUUUGUGGAUUGGUGCCCAACCGGAUUCAAGAUCGGUAUCAACCAUCAGGCACCUCUUGUACCGCCCGGUGGGGAUUUGGCCAAACCCAAACGAGCUGUCUGCAUGCUUUCGAAUUCGACCGCAAUUUCUGGGGCCUGGGAAAGGUUGAACCAGAAGUUUGAUCUCAUGUAUCGAAAGCGAGCAUUCGUGCAUUGGUACGUUGGCGAAGGGAUGGAGGAGGGUGAAUUUAGUGAAGCUCGCGAGGAUCUGGCUUCCCUCGAACGAGACUACGAAGAGGUCGGAACCGACACUGGUGCAGACGAUUUAGCCGAUGAUGAAUAUUGAGUGUUGUUAUAUGUAUUUUAAUUCGUUUGAUUGUACUGAAAUAAAGUGUAUGUUUAUGUGAAACCCCGAAUUGUUAUUCGGAAUACUGUCUAUUUGACAGUAUUGAAUGUUUUAUAUGUAGUAAUUUUUAGAGAAUUUCA